This is a messenger RNA of Atta colombica, 666 nucleotides long. RefSeq lists its product as uncharacterized. NCBI's taxonomy places the organism in Eukaryota, Metazoa, Arthropoda, Insecta, Hymenoptera, Formicidae. Bases 263 to 625 code for a protein of 120 amino acids. The transcript has 2 exons. The record is from RefSeq and is a predicted model, not a curated record.
CGUCGGCAAGAUGUACACGGGACUCGGGAAAGCUCUCGCAUUUACGUCUUGCCGUCGGUCAAAAGAAAGCCUUCGCCACGGCUGCGCAUCCCCUGUGAAUAACGUUCGUUAUUCGUCCUGGAAGUGAGUUUAUUACAUUGUGAGCAGGUACUACGGGGUUUUACAGCAUAGGUACCGGCAAGAUAUAAAACGUCGUUGGCAUACAAAGUGCAAAAACGCAACCAGGUGACAGUUCUUCGCGCUUUCAAAGAAAGAUACAGAAAUGAGAUUUUAUUUCCCUCAACGUUUUCUGAGCGUGCUUCUGCUGCUCGUCGCUUUGACGUGCGCCACACAAGCCAGCAGCCUCCAAGCGAAGCGUUCUGUCUGGAAUGAUAUCGGAAACACAUUGAACAACAUCGGGCAGACAAUCAAGGGUACCAUGAAAACCGGAAUCGACUCUCUAUUCUACCAACAUUCGACUGCCGAAUCCAAAACGAUCCAACCGACCUUGGAAUCGAACUGGAAUGGAACGACACUAUUAGGUCGGAAUGAAUCGGAAAUCUAUCGGGAAAUCAUAGAUACUCCUAUCAGAUGCCCGCCUAAUCAUGUAUUAGUAAGAAAUCGAUGUAGGAUCAAGGCUCGUUGACAAUAAGAUUCCGUCAGAUAACAUCAAGUUUCAGAUAACAU